AUGAGCUUUUUCCAGGCCAGAUACUGCUCCUUGUUGACGCCAUGGUGCUCCAUCGCGGUGUGGCGAUGCCGGGGUUCCCUGGCACUGGCUUACCGACACAUCAAAAAUCCUGGAGGAGCACGAUGCCCGGCUUACAACCCCAGCGUUGCGCUCAUUCAAGUAGAAUGA
Auxenochlorella protothecoides is the source of this 168-nucleotide messenger RNA. RefSeq lists its product as hypothetical. The transcript has a single exon. The record is from RefSeq and is a predicted model, not a curated record. Lineage: Eukaryota; Viridiplantae; Chlorophyta; Trebouxiophyceae; Chlorellales; Chlorellaceae. The coding region runs from base 1 to 168 and encodes 55 amino acids.